Molecule: messenger RNA, 1481 nt
Organism: Lotus japonicus
Lineage: Eukaryota; Viridiplantae; Streptophyta; Magnoliopsida; Fabales; Fabaceae
Product: cadmium/zinc-transporting ATPase HMA2-like
Exons: 9
Coding region: 320-1255 (311 amino acids)
Cellular component (GO): membrane
Molecular function (GO): ATP binding; cadmium ion transmembrane transporter activity; zinc ion transmembrane transporter activity
Source: RefSeq, a predicted model, not a curated record
UUACAUCUGUAACUGCAAACCCUUAUUUUUUACCAGUUACAUCUUUCACCACUCUGCUACCUCACGACGUAAUCUCGACCUGCUUCUUCUCUCAAAGCCCUCGCCACCUCCUGCCUCCGCCGUCCUUGCCGUCGCCGCCUCCAUCCCUUCCGCCUCUGCCUCCGUCCCUGCUGCGCCGCUGCCUCUCUUGUUUUGGGUCGCUUCCUGCACGGUUGUUGCCCUGUUCUCAUUAUCAACCUUCCAUUGUUCCUCAAUCCUCUCCACAAGCAAUUUUCCUCUUCCUCAUAAGGUAGCUUCAAAUCAUUCACUGAAAUCUUCUAUGUGGGGGGCAUGGGGGAAAGUUGCAAAUGACACAGUGGUGGCAAGAAUGUCAAAACUGGUUGAAGAGGCUUCUAGCAGAAAAUCUCAAGCACAGAGAUUCAUAGAUAAUUUUUCAAAUUACUAUAUUCCUGUGGUUGCCUUGAUUUCAGCUAGCAUUGUUGUGGUUCCGGUUGCAUUAGGAGUUCCUGAUAUUGAGCCUUGGUUUCAUCAAGCAAUUGUAGUUUUAUUGAGUGGAUGUCCUUGUGCUCUCAUCCUCUCCACACCUGUUGCAGUCUUUUGUGCUCUCACAAAAGCUGCAAUAAGUGGAUUACUGCUGAAAGGUGGAGAUUAUCUCGAAACACUUUCUGGAAUUAAGACAGUGGCUUUUGAUAAAACGGGAACAAUAACAAGAGGAGAGUUCUCAGUGACAGAUUUUUGUGCUGUAGAUGACAUUAGCAUUGAGACCUUAUUAUACUGGGUUUCAAGUAUUGAGAGUAAAUCAAGUCAUCUAAUGGCAGCUGCACUAGUGGAAUAUGGAUUGUUGCACUCUAUAAAACCAGUCCCUGAAAAUGUGGAGAACUUUCAAAAUUUUCCAGGGGAAGGAAUUUCUGGUACAAUUGAUGAGAUAGAUGUCUAUAUAGGCAAUAGGAGAAUUGCUGUCAGAGCUGGCUGUGAAAGAGUCAAUAGCCACAUGCAAGUUCAAAGUCACGAGACUUCAACCCAAAAACAAUGCUGUGAGCCAACUCUAGUUGGAGUCUUCAGCCUAGUUGAUGCUUGCAGAUCAGGUGCUUUGGAAGCAAUAGAAGAGCUAAACUCAUUAGGUGUGCGAUCAGCCAUGCUGACAGGCGAUAGUGCUCAGGUUGCUAAAUUUGUGCAGAGCCAGUUGAACAAAAUUAUAUUUCGUGGGAUAUCAUUGAGAUUCUGUUUGCACAUUGCAGGUGUUAAAUCAAGAUGAGACACCUUUGUUGUAAAGUCUUGUAUUUGGGGAGGGUGUUGUGAAUGAUGCUACAUCAGUGGUGCUUUUCAAUGCAAUCCAAAGCUUUGACCUCAAUCAAAUUAAUUCUUCAAUUGCUUUGCACUUUUUGGGCAACUUCUUGUAUCUGUUUAUCGCAAGCACAUUGCUUGGGGUUUUGACAGGUCUUCUCAGUGCUGACAUCAUUAAAAAGCUAUACAUUGGCAGG